AUGUCGAGGCAACCCCGCAGCCAGGCCGCUCCUGCAGCCGCCUCGGCCUCUCGCCAGAAUGAAUACUUUGUUCCCCGUGAUGGCAUCGACCGCGAAGUCAUUUCGGCCGAUAUCUGCCGCUACCUGGGCAACGAUGCUCUGGUGCGGCCUGGUCAAUAUGAGAACCCGCAGACUGGUCAAUCGGUACCGGGCUACUUCAUCACUGCCUACAGGAACUUGACGACCGCUAUGAUUGAGGAUCUCAAGGCCGACUCUGCACGCUGGGACACCGAGAGGCGCGCGCAGACGUCGCGCAAUACCCCUGGAGGUAGUUUUGCUUCUUCGAGAGAUGCUGGUGUUCUGCCUUCCGCUGGACUCUCGUCUAACUCACCCACAGUCCAGUAUCGUCUCUCAGAGACGCACCAGUCCCGUCAGCACCAUGGCCCGACCGAAGGCCCCUUCCAGGACCCUUAUGCCCGUGAUUCUGCCUUUGAUGGACCCAGAUACCCUGGAACAGGUGCCCCUGGAUAUACUGGAGCUUCCGUAUCUUACCAGCAGCAGCAGCAGCAGCAGCAGCAGCAGCAGCAGCAUUCUUAUGGUCCCCCCAGUGGCGGAGCCUAUGGAUACCAACAGGCCCCUUCCCAGUCUCCCCAGCCGGACCCUAGAUUUACCGGUUCUUAUGCCCAGGCUCCUCCCUCAGGAAUGGAUCGGGGAUACCCCCCCAACCCGGAUAACCAGUCCCCGUAUGUUCACACCGGAGCCAAUAUGCCACCCAGGGGCUACGGUGCAAAUGAUGGAUAUGAUGGAUACUCCGGCCGGAUGCCAACUUCGUCCACAGCGCCCCAGCAGCCCAUCUAUGCUUCUUCUGCCCCAGUGCAGCCAGGAUACCCUGCUACCACGUCUCCUUACCAAUAUUCAGGUCAGAUGCCUCCCACAGCUGGCGGCCCUCCCUACCAAUCAAUGCACCCCUCAGAGGACCCCUAUGGUCGAGGUGAGUUUACGGGUUGA
Messenger RNA from Geosmithia morbida, 987 nucleotides. RefSeq names its product transcription factor RfeG. Lineage: Eukaryota; Fungi; Ascomycota; Sordariomycetes; Hypocreales; Bionectriaceae. The coding region runs from base 1 to 987 and encodes 328 amino acids. The record is from RefSeq and is a predicted model, not a curated record. The transcript is spliced from 3 exons.